Triticum turgidum subsp. durum (durum wheat) is the source of this 1002-nucleotide messenger RNA. The record is from the annotation of a GenBank genome assembly. NCBI's taxonomy places the organism in Eukaryota, Viridiplantae, Streptophyta, Magnoliopsida, Poales, Poaceae.
AUGCCUGGCUUGCCAGUUGCCACCACUCCAGCCCAGCUCCAUACCUCUUACGCGCAUACAGCGAGCAUCACUCGAUAUACGUAUUUCUCAAAAAGAAAAAGAAAAACUCGAUGUAGGUGUACGUAUAACUUGCGAAGCUGCCCAGAUUGGAUCCGAAUCUGUCUCGGCCGCUACGUGAUUCACGUAGCCGUAGCAGUGUAUCGUGCAGGUUCCGGAUCUUGUCAGACCUGUACAUGUUUUUUCAGACACUUCUAUAAGUUACUAUUACAAAUAUAUAUAAGCUCGGAGAAUAUGCCACAUUGGAUUCUCCUAACAAAAAAAAAAUCAACUCCCCCAGCUACUUCCCCAAAGUGUCACUGUCCAGUGGGUCCACCCUCGAUCCCCUUUAUAGCGCCACGCCUUAUCGUUCCCAGUCGCUUACUUCCGGAUCGAAAGUCGCCGGCCAUGAAGCUCUCCUGCCUUCUCCUCGUCUCCUUCUUUGCCGCGGCGUACGCGUCGUCGGAGAGAGCGAUCGCGGUCGCGGGCGCCGGCGGCCUCUUAUCGGACCCGGAGCAGCAGUGCGUGUACACGGUGUACGUGCGGACGGGCUCGAUCUGGAAGGGCGGGACGGACUCGGCGAUCGGCGUGACCCUGCUGGGCUCGGACGGCACGGGCGUCCGGAUCGCCGACCUGGAGCAGUGGGGCGGGAUGAUGGGCGCCGGCCACGACUACUACGAGCGCGGCAACCUCGACAUCUUCAGCGGCCGCGGGCCCUGCAUGGAGCGCGCGCCGUGCUGGGCGAACGUCACCUCCGAUGGCGCCGGCGCGCACCACGGCUGGUACUGCAACUACGUCGAGGUCACGGCCACGGGGCCCCACAUGGGCUGCGCGCAGCAGCUCUUCACCGUCGAGCAGUGGCUCGCUACCGACGCCUCGCCCUACCGCCUCUACGCCGCCGUCGACAACUGCGGCGACAAGCAGGCAGCUGCCAAGGGCCACGAGGCCAGGGCCGCCGCUCUGUGA